Anthostomella pinea is the source of this 2448-nucleotide messenger RNA. The record is from the annotation of a GenBank genome assembly. NCBI's taxonomy places the organism in Eukaryota, Fungi, Ascomycota, Sordariomycetes, Xylariales, Xylariaceae.
AUGAGGAUAUCGACCUUGCCGAGUCCGGGUGCGGCGUCGUCGGCGCUGCUAGGCCUACUGGCUUCGGCCGAGCUGAUCUAUGCUCUACCCCAGCCCAAGGUCCCGGCCCGGAUGCAGUGGGCGCAUAACCGCGGGAAGAAAAUUGCAAGGAACGCUCUGAGACAGUCCCUCGAGGGGCGGUCUUAUAGCAAUGUGAGCGUGGCUUGCAGCACUUCACAGGCAGCUUCCAUUACCGCCCCGAGCGAUAAUGUCUGGGCCGGCCUGACUGACAUUGAGGCUGUCUCGGUCGUCUCGUGGCUGUUUGGACAAUCAAGUCUGAAUCUGACGGCGACUGAGAACGCUACUGAGUGGGAUAACACAAUCUUGUUGGUUGAACUGCAGAUUCCCAACAAGACAGAUGUCGUGGCACACAUCGAUGGGGGAGGCCCGUCCCCUACACGAUAUGCUCACGUCGUGCUUGACCAUCGCUCAACCGAGGAACCUUACUAUCAAGAUCUGUUGGUCGGGCCUCUGCCCCUGAACGAUGCUACUGCCGGCUACCAACCUCUCGAGUAUCCGUACACCCGAAAGACUGCGGGUAAGGUACGCAAUCUUGAUGCCGAUGCCGACACUCUGAGCACGGAAUGGCUGUACAAGGUUGGUGCCUCAGUUGCCGAUAUUACCUUGGAUCUUUGGAAUGGUACCGGAAUGGGCCUUGACAAUGAUACACUGGACAUCUGGGGUAUAGAUCCCCUGUGGCAAGACGAUGGCCGCAUCAUUCGCUGGGAUAUGUUUUGGCAGCUCCCCUCAAACUUCUUCGACGCCGAGACCUUGAUGCCGCUUGGUCUUUACUUCAAGAGUGACGUGACAGGCCGCGAUCCCAGCCAGUGGAAGCUUGAGGGGUGGCUGUACGACAAUGUCUUCUACGAGACUACUGAAGCAUUCCGAACUGCCUACUGGAGCGGCGCUGUGCCCAAGCUGGCAGCGAAUACCGAGGGGUCCUGGACUGAGACAGACCCCCAGGACGCGAACAUGCCUUACGACUCCAACUACCCUCCCAAGACUAUCGCCCCCUCUGGAUCCCGGUUCGGCGUCGACUACGAGCGCAAGUAUGUCGAGUGGAUGGAAUUCAGCUUCUACAUCGGCUUCUCUCGCGAUGUAGGAGUGACACUCUACGAUAUCAAGUACCAGGGCCAGCGGAUCCUGUAUGAGCUGGGUCUUCAGGAGGCCCUGGCGCACUACGCUGGUGGCGACCCGGUUCAGUCAGGAACAUCGUACCUGGACACGUUUUACGGUUUUGGUCCGUACGCUUUCGAGUUGAUUCCUGGCUACGACUGCCCUGAAUAUGCUACAUACUUCAACUCGACUUUCUAUGUCGACGAGACCACGCACACCCAUCUGAACAGUAUAUGUCUAUUCGAGUUCAGCGCCGACUAUCCUAUUCAGCGCCACAGCACCAGUGAUUAUGUCUCGGGUACCAAGAACACGUUCUUCAGUGUUCGCUCGGUCUCGACUGUUGGGAAUUACGACUACAUGUUCACAUACAGCUUCUACUUAGACGGUUCAAUCACCGCCGAAGUCAGAGCUUCGGGCUACAUCCAGUCCGCCUACUACACCACCGGCUCCGACUUCGGCUUCAAGAUCCAGGAGGCCUUGAGCGGUUCGAUGCACGACCAUGUGCUCAACUUUAAGGCCGAUUUCGACAUCCUGGGCACAGCAAACUCGAUCCAGCGGGUGAAGAACGUGCCUGUGAGUCGGGUCUUCCCCUGGUCCAACGGCAAGGCCAGAAACACCAUGCAACUGGAGCGCAGCUUCGUCGCGAGCGAGGAUGAGAGCCGCUUCAACUGGGCGCCCAACAUAGCCGAGCAGGUCCUCGUGGUCAACAAGGACGAGACCAACAAAUGGGGCGAGUACCGCGCCUACCGCGUGCUGCCCAUGUCGGGCGCUAUGCACCUGACGGUCAAGAACUCCAGCAACCUCGUCAACGCGGCGCACUGGGCCGAAUACGACAUCCAGGUGACGCGGCAGCACGACCACGAGCCCCGCGCGGCGCACUCAUACAACUCGCAGGACGUCCACGACCCGCCCAUCAACUUCGACACCUUUUUCGACGGCGAGAGCCUCAACCAGGAGGACCUGGUGAUGUGGCUCAACCUUGGCAUGCACCACGUGCCGCACACGGGCGAUCUGCCGAACACUGUCUUCACGACGGCGCACGCAGGGGUCCAAUUCAUGCCUUCCAACUACUUCGACAUCGACCAGAGCCGCCGCACGGUCAACGCCGUGCGCAUCAACUACGCCGACGGGGCGGCCACGGCGGUCGAUACGUUUGGCCAGAAGGACGCCACGUGCGCGGUCGACUUCACGCCCGUCGAGUACGACCUCUGGGGCUACAAGGGCGAUGUUGUCGUGCGGAAGUUCCCGUAUGAUCCCAAUAACCCUUACUACGAGACGGAUUCUAUUGUUUAG